Messenger RNA from Stegostoma tigrinum, 3039 nucleotides. It is a transcript of the gene sowahab, whose product is annotated as sosondowah ankyrin repeat domain family member Ab. Gene Ontology annotation, molecular function: protein binding. The record is from RefSeq and is a predicted model, not a curated record. The transcript has a single exon. NCBI's taxonomy places the organism in Eukaryota, Metazoa, Chordata, Chondrichthyes, Orectolobiformes, Stegostomatidae. Bases 194 to 1972 code for a protein of 592 amino acids.
CAGCCGGCAGACGGGGAGGUUGUGUUCCGGAAAGAACAGGUAGUGCAGGAGAGACCAGGGGUUGUGGCGGCAGCGAGGGAAUCAGCGUCGGUUCAGUCAGUCUCAUGACAGCUUCGUGGGGCAGGGAAGUGAGCUGUGCGCACUGGGCAGAGUCCGGCUGCUGGGAGUUUCCAUUCGGACAGGUAAAGCGAGAAUGGAACCGGUUCUGAGUCAGGAGGUUAUCACCAGCUUUCUGGUGCAAGCUGGAGGCAAGGUCAGGAACUCGGAGCUGCUGCACAACUUCAGGAGUGAGCUGGCGCCGAGCGAUCCGGAUGGGAAGAGGACAGCCAGGGAGCUCUUCAAAAAGUUCGUCAAUAACGUGGCGGUGGUACGAGAAGAGGGAGGCGUCAAGUUUGUGGUGUUGAAGAAGAAAUGGCAGCACCUGGUCACCGCCCAGGUGCCGGACAAGGGGGAGAGUUUGCGGAACCUGGUGGAAGCUGGCCGGGUUACGGAGGUCUCCCAGGGGCCGGGGGCUAGGAGGAACUCAGCCCCUUCGGCACUGACACCCAGUCAGGUUCAAGCCCUGAGCGGCUUGUCAGCUCAUAGGCAAAACCAAAAGGAUACCCCCACCGAGACUGGCUCCCUGGCUUCAAAACCUGACCCAGUGGUGGGGGAGUGGCAGAUCUCGACUGCAUCCCAGGCUGCGCACCCUGCCAAGAGCCGUAGCCUCGAACACAUCAUGGAGAGCCAACACCUGGCUUCCGAGAGUCGCCCCUUGGCACAAGAAGCUGCUGCUGAGCCGAACUUGUGGGGGGAGGCUGUUUCAACUUCUGAAUGUCCCAGCCCUUCUACAGACCAGGCUAACGCUGUGCUCACCGCUCACCCUGCUCCUGAACCUGAGCACCCGCUUUCUCUUCCUCAUUCCCCCACUGAGGACAGCACUUUAAGUUUUGAGCAUAAGGUUGGACACUACGAAGCCAAGGCCAAUGAUAUUAUCCCACAAGGAGCUCCAAAGGCAACAUUAGCUCAGAAGCCGAAACCAUAUAUGCACCCACUUCGCUUGCCUCCAGACUCCACUGGAUAUGGUAAUUGCCACAGCCGCAAACAAGACAAGGAGAAGGAGCCAGAAAAUAUUGUUCCAAGCAAGAAUAUAUGCCAAGUAGUUUCAGCUGACCAAAGUGCCCCUAAAGCACCCAAAAUGAAAAGGAAUCAGCCAACAGAAAUGGGCUGUAGUUCACCUAAUUUAAAGAGAGCUUCCAGGCUUUUGAAGUUUCCCGAAGAUGUUCGUUUCUCUGACCAAGUACCCUUAGAUCCAAUUGAACAUGAUUGGAUUGUGAAAACAGCCUUGGGACAAUGGACCCAAGUGUCGGGACUGCUGCUGAGAGACAGUUAUUUGGCUGAGAAGAAGGAUUUCAUGUCUGGCUUCACAGCUGUCCAUUGGGCUGCGAAAUCCGGCAACAGUGAAAUGAUGUGUUGGAUCAUUGAUACGGCUGAGCAACAUGGCAUCAAAAUGGAUGUCAACUCCAAAGCUUAUGGUGGUUACACUCCCCUGCACAUAGCUGCUAUACAUGACAAGGAGAAUAUCAUUGUUGAACUGGUACAAAACUAUGGAGCAAAAACAGCUCUAAGGGACUAUAGUGGCAAGCGGCCAUACCAUUACUUAAAUAAGAAUAAUUCCAUCAAAGUGAAGCAACUGUUAGGAGACCCAGACAGUUUCACCAGUGAAUCCAUUCCUUACAAAAGGGGGUCAAAGGUGGCAUCUUCCAUCCUGAGCAGCACAAACACACUGCUGGGUGCACUAGCUGAUGAUAUAAGCUUCCAGGAGUUUUCUAAAUCACUGAAAAAACCGCCUAAUUUCAGCAAAUUCUUUACAGCUCCAACUGGACACAAGAAAAGAACUAAAAUGCGAGCGAACUUUGCAUCACUGAAUGAAGAGGAAGAAGAAAAAGAGAUUGUUCUGAAACGUCGACCUGUGACUGAAGUGUUUUACUAACUUCUUUCCGUAAUUUUUAAAAGGAUUACAAUGGAUUGGUGGGGAACUAGUUCUAUUGCUGUGUUAAUAUAUUAGGUGGUCUUUGGGUGAUUUUGUGGGUCAAAAUGUAAUCUUUUGAACUAACUAGUGUUUAAAAAAUUAUUAUUGUGCUGCAGUUUAUACAAAGCAGCAUCUAAUGUUAAAGUUGUUUCAUUUCUAGAAGGUUUAUUUUAUACUCAGUUGUUUAUUUGCUCCAUGUACUGCAUGUGUGGGUCACGGGUCAGAAUUAUUGCAGUGAAGUUACAAUGAAGCCCUAUUGAUUUCAGUCAGGCAGGUGCUGCUUUUUCUUAGCUCAUUUCUCAUUAGGUCAGCAGUUUUUCUGGUGGGCAGGGUGUGUCUGGCAUCAGUUGUUGUAAAAUAUUGUUUUGAGUUCAUGAUGUGGGAUGAUUAAGGGUCAUAAAUUUGGUUACAACCCAGGGUACUCAACUCCAGUGUGAUUCUGUUAUUCCAUUUGGGGAUAUUUUUCUUGUUUAAAUAUUGAAUUUUUAGCUGCACAAUGACUGUCCCAAAAACAUUUGCAGUCACAUUAGCAUGCAAAUGCAUCAUGGUCAGGCAUCUAGAAUAUUUAAAUGAUUAUGUUCCUGUGAGAUACCUGUUACUUAGGACCAAAACAGUAAUCAGAGGUCAGUCUUCUCCUUUGUUCCCACUCUCCCCUUCCUAAGACACUGCAACCUACUGCAUUUUCUUUGCCUUGAAGGGCUUUACUAAACUUGAAGUCCCCUACAACUUAAGGGCCUUCAGCUCAUUUUACUGUGGUAACAUUUUCUUGCUUUACUGUAAUUUUAAAACACUAGUUUGUGACUGUUCCUUACUACACUUAAAUGUGGUAACAAACUCAACCAUAUUAUCGUCGUGAUUUGACAAUUCUUCCUUACUUGUCAGAUUGUUUCUUUUUAUGGUUGUUUGUUCCUCAUUACUAAAUCCAGUAUGUCCUGUUCCCUUGUCAUUUACAAGAUUUCUAGAAAUUGAAGAAAAACUAAAGGACAGGUUUCAGAAGCUUUGUUCAAAUAAAGUUUAUUUGUAUUUUC